This is a messenger RNA of Wickerhamiella sorbophila, 819 nucleotides long. Its product is annotated as putative transporter SPBPB10D8.07c. Bases 1 to 819 code for a protein of 272 amino acids. Lineage: Eukaryota; Fungi; Ascomycota; Dipodascomycetes; Dipodascales; Trichomonascaceae. The transcript has a single exon. The record is from RefSeq and is a predicted model, not a curated record. Gene Ontology annotation, cellular component: plasma membrane. Gene Ontology annotation, biological process: sulfite transmembrane transport; transmembrane transport. Gene Ontology annotation, molecular function: sulfite transmembrane transporter activity.
AUGGCCGUUUCAAUCGGAACCUCGCUAGUCGUGACGUUUUUGGUCCACUUCAAGGGCGCAAUGCCUCCAGAGCGUUUGCACAUAUCUAUUUUACUGCCAGUUGUUGCCCAAAACGUUGUCGCGACGGCCGGGGGUGUGUUGUACGAAACAAUGCACCCAAACUUACAAACAUUCAAUUUAAUUGCAGCUUUUCUUUGCUGGGCCAAUGGGAUGGCACUCACGGGAUGGAUCAUUGCCUUAUACUUAUGGAAACUGUACACGCAUAAAAUCGACCUUGGCUACAAUAGUGGUUUCGCUGCGUUCAUACCUAUUGGUGCAUUUGGACAGGGGGCAUUCGCAAUAUUGCUUAUUACAGACUCAUUUACGAGCUACGUGACACAACAUAAUCCCAAUUUUCUUAAGACCACCGAUCCAUAUGGCACAUCGCUGCCAGACCUGGCAAUGGUAGUCGGUGAGGGUGUGCGCUACCUAGGCUUUUUCAUGGCUCUAUUUCUAUUGUCAAAUGGGUUUUACUUCACACUACACGCUAUUCUUUGUCUCAUAGCGAGAAAUUGCCGAGGCUACACGAGUGCAUGGUGGUCAGCCUCGUUCCCACUUGGUGCAAUGGCUCUUGGGUGCCGCGAAGUAUGGGCACUAUUUGACUUAGGGGCGUUCCGGAUUCUCAGUGGUAUAUACGGGGUUUCUCUUAUUAUAGUUACCCUCAUGAGUCUAUGCGGAACAGCACUGUUCGAUUUUCCUCAUGAAGAUAUUUGGCGCCCGCGAAGUGUCAUUUUAUCCAAAGUUGAAGCACUAGAAGAAGGAUCAAAUGAGACUCAAUGA